This is a messenger RNA of Oncorhynchus gorbuscha (pink salmon), 3708 nucleotides long. RefSeq names its product golgin subfamily A member 6-like protein 22. The transcript has 11 exons. The record is from RefSeq and is a predicted model, not a curated record. Lineage: Eukaryota; Metazoa; Chordata; Actinopteri; Salmoniformes; Salmonidae. The coding region runs from base 158 to 2479 and encodes 773 amino acids.
UACACCCCAGGUAUGAACAAUGACGUCAGCAAGGUAGUGCACCACUCACAGCUCCUUUCCGGUGUAGGCUACUGCAGUGCGCUCGAGUUCCUGGUUGACAUGAAUAUUGAAGAUCGUUCUGUGGACAUCAGGGGAUUUUCUAGCCCUUCUGUCUACUAUGUCCUCCAGAGGCAAAGGUGAGGGGUGUCUGGUGUGUGGGGGUGACCUGCACGGUAACCAACGGCGAUGGCUCUUUGGGGGUCAGAACAAGAAAGAUGGUCAGCCUCAGACCCCAUCAGACUCACCGGGUAGAGGAAGUCUCUCCAGGUCUCCUCAAAGCAGCCCCUGGGGUAGCACCAUGUCCCUUGGCUCCACAACGUCUCUCUCCUCACUGUCCUCACCCGCUAAAGCAAUGGACCUACUCUCUGUGCUGACACACAUACUAGGCCAGCCUGUACCACGGGGCAGUGGGUGGGGGGAGUUCUUGUGUGGCAAAUGCGUUUCAGUUCUAGAGCGGGUUUUCAAGUUUGACUCUGUCAUUUCCAGAGUGAGGGUCUUAUCCUCCGAGAGGCUUCAGAAGUUGACCCAGGAGAGGGACAAGGUCAGGCAGUGGGUACGUAGCGCUUACCGCCAGCGACACCCUCAGGAUUUCAGGAUGAGGAGCAGCACUAGUGAGGAGGAUGGUGAGGGAAGGGGAGACAGAGAGGGUUACAACGAAAUGUUGAAGGAGAACAUGGCCUUGUCAGAGUAUGAGUGCUGGUCUGAGAAAUGGGACGCAUGUCCAUACUUCAGGAGAACGGGGAAAAGAUGCACAAAGGGGAAAAAUUGUGAAGGAUGUGAUUCUCUGAGGGUGUCCGACUCCGCCUAUGAGUCAGUUUGUGGGGUUCCCCGCCUCCAACCCUUUCCCCCCUUGGCCCUAUCGAGGAACAAGUCGCAGAGCAUGCCUCUUCAUUGGUCAAGAGUGCCGUCGCUAAGUUCUAGCCCAGCGUCAUUGGCUGGAUCCACUCUCUCCUUACGAGCGUCCUCUCGCACUGAGUCCAUCCAAUCACUGGAUUCACUGGAUUGCUGUGAUCCAUUUGAUUUUCCAGGUGAUUUGUCACUCCUGGUCCUCAGAGAGUUGAAAGGUAUUGAAGGAAAGCCUGUCAAUUCACCUUCGGGGAGUAAGAUUCCCGUUUUGGGAAAGAGGGAAGGGCGAUAUUCAGGAGAGGUAGGUGAGACAUCCCCCCCUGAGGUAACAAGGGUGCUGAAUUUUGGAGAGCGGGAGAAUGGAGGAGAGGAAGUUGCUGGAGAGUCCAAUGACGUUUUGACUGAAUUGAGGGACGAGUUUAUUCCACUACACAGAGAGAGCAAUACAGGCCGAGUGCACCUUGCAGUCAGACAGUUGAGAGGACAGCUUGAUCAAGCUAUGGCACGCAGCAAGACCCUCGGAACUGAGCUUAAACACGGGACCAAAACCAAACCAGAUACCAAUGUCAGUGGACCAAAGGAUUGGAUUAAGUUGCCGCAGAAGGACGGUGGAAACUUGCUUCUGCAGAGUUUGGGGCAUUCGCUGCACAGCAGAGACCGAGUUAUCCAGGAGUGCAUGUGUCUGAUCAGGAAGAUGUGUGUUGAGGUGGGGACAGGGACAGAUGCGGCUGACAGACUGACACAAGCACUCACUGACAAUCUGAAACAAACGCUCUCCGACAAUAAGCAAGCCCUGGAGGCUCUGCGCUCAGAGAUGAGUGAGAAGGAGAGGAGGAUGGAGAGCGAGCUGGAGGCACUGCAGAAGGCUUGGAGAGACCGGGAGAAAGACCUCUCCACACUCAACACUGUACUCCAAUGUAACCAGUACAUCAUCAAUGAACUGAGAGUGGAGCUAGUUGAGAAGGAGCAAGUGCAGCGGGAAGGGCAGAAGGAGAAGGAAGUGUGGAGACAGCGGGACCUGGCACUCAAAGCAGUCCUACAGGAGAAAGAGUCACUUCUCUUCUGCCUGAAGGAGGCGCUAGAGAGCUCUCAGAAAGACAUGCAGGCACUGUCGGACUCUGUGAUUAGCCAAGGGGUGUCAGGAGGCGGGGCAGUGGGGGCUCUGGCCUCUCAGCUGGAGGAGAAGGAGAGCCUGGUGAUAGCCUGGCUUCAAGACAGAGAGGAGCACAGCGCCACCAUGUGCCGGGAGGUCUCUCAACUCACCACCGCCCUUCAGGACUAUCAGGGCAUAGUGCAGGAGCAACAGCAGAAUCAUAGUCAGACGGUGUCUUCGCUGUCAAAGCAACUCAACGACACACGCAACAACCUGAGGGAGAGCGGGAAGGAGAACAAGGAGGCACAGCGAGCCUGGCGGAGCGAAAAGGAGGACAAAGAACGGGAGGAGAGGAAAUUGAGGGAGAGCCUGGAGAAGAGAGACAAACUCAUUGAGCAAGUUCUCCUGGAUUCCGAGGAACGGGAUCAUCUACUCAAAGAACUUCAACAGAACCUGCUGAACAAAUUUGAACCCAUGAUUGCUGUCAAACACACAUUAUGAAAAAGACAAAGAAAAUAGUGAGAGAGCAAAAAAAUGUGGAACCAUGAAGGUACAAUGCACAUUUUGUAUAGAUGAGUUGCAUGAACCAGCACUUUCUUGCACCACAGGUAGUUUACUACUAACUACAAUUAUAUGUAGGCCCAUUGAAAAGGUUGUGUUUUGCACAUUUGCAGUAGUUGAUCUUCCCUUGGCAGGCAAGCCUUGGUUUUUGUGUGAAAACAGUGUAUGUCCUUUACAAAACUCCUGACUGGAUAUUUGUCAAUAAUGAUAAUGUUAUUGCUCUAUUUUGGCAUCAUUCUUAUUUGUGUAUUCAUAUUCACUGAUUUAAUUGAUGAAGUAUGCUAGUAGUUCAUGUAAUAAUAUAAUAAUAAUAUAUGCCAUUUAGCGGACGCUUUUAUCCAAAGCGACUUACAGUCAUGUGUGCAUACAUUCUACGUAUGGGUGGUCCCGGGAAUCGAACCCACUACCCUGGCGUUACAAGCGCCAUGCUCUACCAACUGAGCUACAGAAGGACCAUGUCUGACAUGGACCAAAGUAUAUGUUGAAUUUACUUAAAUGGUACUCUGUCAAUGAAAUAUAUCAAUACAGACGGUUCAAUCAAAUCCUUUCAUUGACUGAGAGUACUAUUUAUGCAAAUUCAAAAUACACUUUGGUCCAUGUCAGACAUUGACUAACUACUAGCAUGGGACAUAGGGAAAUGUGUCAUGAGAUUUGUUCAUGUGUCCUUCAGGGCAUAGUGUAGUGCAACCUAAUUGAUAAAUGCUAUCAGAAGGGGGAUUAUUAUUGUGUUGGAUUUGGACCGUUUGAAGUUGCAGUUUCCCAAAAGCUUUCUUUAUUGGUCUCAUACUGUAAGUUCUGUAUUAUUAUUUUUCUGAAUGUGCCAUUUUGGUUAUUUUAUUCAUUCUGCCAUUUUCUUUACACAUUAGCUUACAUCAUACUGCUUGGUAAUUUUAUUGUCAUGAAGGGGUUAAUAUUUUUGACCCCAAAAUAUUUAUUUGGACUUUUUGGGGGGUUUAAUUUUACUACAGAAUGGUUUGAUACAUUUCUUUUUGGAAAAGGUUUCUAAUUUUAUGUCUGUCUUGUUUUUAUGUUCUGUCUUUUAAUGUUCUGUUUCCUUUUUUUUCAUUUUGUAUUAGACCUACUGCCUGUCUUUUGGGGUUUUGCUGCCAUGUUUUCAUUUUAAGUCUUUGUGAGAUUGAGAAAUAAACCUCACUUUUUGAUCAAAAUGA